AAACGCAAUUCCUCCUCGCACAGCAUUCCACUGUUCCCAAGCCCAGCAGACUACUGUACUUCAAUCCGCCUAUUCUUCGUGAUUCAGUCGUGCAUUUGACGAAAGCAACCUGUCUCAGAUGGCUCCGAUCUCCCCACGUGCUGCAUUGGCUAUUCUUCUAGCUCUCUCUCUUGGAGCGCUCCUCGCUCCGUCCGCCCACUCCGCUCGUCCUGGUCUCGGAGUUCGCGCCAAGAUUCUGGCAUCUCUCCAUGGCAGUCUCACCACACCGUGCGCGGCACUCAACGCUCGCAUUGGAGGCACUAGCAGCAUUGUAGGAGCCAACGUGGGUGGCACCGCUGACAUCAGCGUUCUCAGGAGGGGAGCAUCCGUUUAUCUCUCAUACAAGAUCACGGCCCAGGGCUUGACUCAGCGCCCAUCCUCAUCCCCUGCCAUCAUCACCCGCAGCCCCUGCUCUCCCUCCUCCUCCUCCUCCUCCGCCUCCGCCUCCUCCUCCGCCUCUUCCCCUCCUGCUGUUUCUGCAUCCUCCUCUCUCUCUGGCGAUGGCUCACUAAGCGCCUCCCUCUCGCCCACCACUGGUGCCACUGGCACUGGCUCCCUCUCCGCCUCCACCUCUCUCCUCAACUCCUCCCUCUCUGCAACCACAGGUGGUGGUGCUGGAGCCUCCCUCUCUCCCGACGGUUCCCUCUCAGGCGUGGGAGGUCUUGCCGCCUCCACCAACCUCCUCAACACCUCCGCAUCUGCUGCUGGCAGCGCUGACGCAUCCCUUCCCAGGGGCACUGCUUCUGGCUCUGGCUUUGUCUCUGGUUCUACUGCUCUCCUCAACACAUCUGCCGGCGUCGGAGCAGGAGUGGGCGUGUCUCUCCCCAACGGCACUCUUUCCGGCUCUGCUUCCCUCGGAGCCUCCUCCCCUCUCCUCAACACCUCAGCUGGCGCCGGCGCUGGCGUCAAUGCAGGCUCGGGAGGCGUCCAGGCCAACCUCGGAGGCUCGGCAAACCUUGAUCUCUCCCCGGCGGGGCUUGUUUCUGGGGUGGGUGGGGUUGUCUCUGGUGUGGGCGGGGCUGUGGGGAAUGUGGUCGGUUCGGCGGGGAAGGCUGCAGGCUCGGUGGUAGGCACAGUGGGUAAUGUCGCAGGCUCGUUGAUCGGCACUGUGGGGAAAGUGGCAGGCUCGGCUGCAGGCUCGGCAGGGAAAGUGGCAGGUUCGGUGCUUGGCUCGGUCCCCUCAGUCCUGUCUCCCCUGAUGGUGCUGCCUGGCACCUGGGUGACAGUCGCAGGUGGUGUCAAUGCUGGAAUCAACACUGCUGCUGGUGCUGCUGCUGGUGCUGCAGGUAGUGUGUAUGCGGUGGUGGGAGAGACACGCAUCUCUGCUGAUCUCGCCUCAUCUCUCCUCGCUCGCAUCUCCUCCCCCUCCUCCGCACCUCUCUCCCUCUUCCUCCACCUCACCGGUCAGCAGAACCUCAUCGCCUUUCUGGAGUAAUCUGGCAUUGCCAGCAGGGCAAUCUGGUGUGGGCGGUGCCUGUUGGGGAUCGGCGUGAGACAGGACCGCAAGCAAAGGAUGCCUUGAUGAUGUGCCUUGAGGGGGAAGCCUGAAUGAUGUGCUGCCGGUUGCAGGCUCGUUCGACUUGAUGGAAUGUGCCUUGCCUUGCCAUGAGAGGCGGGUGGCUGUUGUAAGGGUGGGUGAUUUUUGGAGGGGCGGAUGGCUGUUCAUGUCAGGUGGCUGCUGUAGGGGCAGCUUAUGUUAGCUGAGGUUGGUUUGGCAAGCAGGCACAUUCUAUCAAGUUGAAUGUAUUGUGGAAAAUUAGUUGGAGGGGAAGAAGUCAUUGCAGAUAAACCUUGCUUGAUCUU
Messenger RNA from Closterium sp. NIES-67, 1842 nucleotides. Lineage: Eukaryota; Viridiplantae; Streptophyta; Zygnematophyceae; Desmidiales; Closteriaceae. The record is from the annotation of a GenBank genome assembly.